Molecule: messenger RNA, 3195 nt
Organism: Zea mays
Lineage: Eukaryota; Viridiplantae; Streptophyta; Magnoliopsida; Poales; Poaceae
Exons: 4
Coding region: 72-779 (235 amino acids)
Cellular component (GO): mitochondrial matrix
Source: RefSeq, a predicted model, not a curated record
AAAUCGUCACAUCUAUCAUAGUGAGUUUGAGGACAUUGGACCGCACCCUGCAGAGGCCAAGCGUCGAACACAUGGCGUGCACCUUCCUCCGCCGCGCGUUCUCCCUCACCGCCGCCGGCACCCACGCGACCCCCCGAGUUGCCGCCGCCUUCGCUUCCACUUCCUCCUCAUCCUCCGUCGUCGUGCCUCUGCGCUCCCCACUAGACCACCGUCUUCUCCGCCACCUCCGCUCCGAGAUCACCUACCUCGCGGAGCGCCGCCCUCCCCACGUGCCGCCGAGUAGCUUCAAGUCGUUCGCCGUGGAGGACCGCCCGGGGGAGCAGUGGGUGCGCCUCCGCGCCAGCGCGGGAGGGGGAGGCGAGGAGGUGAAGGUCGAGGCCACCAUGUUCGACGGCGCUGCGGAGCCUGUCCCGGACGACGCGCCCCUCUUCCGCCGCGUGGAGUCGCUCGAGCGCGGGCCCCGCCUCCACCUCAGCCUCAUCGUCGAGGUCGCCCGGGGCGACCGCGUCCUCGGCUUCGUCUGCUCCGCCUGGCCCGACGACCUCGCCGUCCGCCACGUGCUCACGCUCGCAGCUGGCGGUGGCAGCAGUGGUGGUCGUCGUGGUGGGCGCGAUUUCGAGAAACUGGGGGGCGAGGAGAGGGAAGCGGUGACGAAGUUCUUGAAGGAGAGGGAGGUGGACGCCGAGCUCGCCGGAUUCUUGCACGACUACAUGGCAAACAAGGAGAAGAUGGAGCUGCUCCGGUGGUUGAAGACUGUCGAAUCAUUCCUUAACAAGUAGGAUAAGAUCGCACACAGAAGGUAAUAUGUUGGUGAAUAUGGACACCGCUGAUGUUACUGCCUAGUUUGGGAACGGGUACGCUCCAACAACAACUGGUGACGAUCUCCUGCAGUCUCUGUGAUCAUCCGCAUCUACCCCUCUGCUGACAAUUGUGUGCUGAAGAUGUUUGUUUUUAAUCAGCUUAGAUAGCUCAGCGCACAGCGCUCUUGGAAACUGGUGAUCUGAAUAUCCUACUGGUACUUUCAUUUCUUUGUGAUAAGAUUGUUCUCAACGGUGUAUCUUUUAAGAUACACCCCAUUGGGUUUUUUUCCCUUUUGCAAUAUACCAAAUCUCAUUUUGGAUUUCCAACCAGUUGCUAUGUGCGUGCUUAGAGUAAAAAUCUGCUCUUCUGAACUCUGACGGUUCAAUGUCGAAGGAGGAGCUGUAACGGUUGGAUUAAGCGGGGCGACGGCUCACAUUUCAGAAGCCUUCACAUGAUGGCAUUGACACACCUCAAUCCAACAGUCGUGCCACUGCCAAGCUCCAUCGCGCCACGCGUGAUGUACGUGAUUAUGAUCUCACUGACUAGCGGGCCCGCGUACAGAUUCAACCCUCCCCUCCCCUCAACGGCUAGUUCCACCUCCGCAUCCGUUGGGACAAAAGGGGGAAAAACCAGAGGGAACUUCACCAGCCACCAAAGUACCACACCUCUCCUCUCUCAAGAACCACCGCACUCUCUCUAGCAGGCCUCUGUUUUGUACUGUAAGCAGGCCUCUGUAGAGUUUGCAAAAUGAAAUUUGAAAUAGAAAAUAAAUACUGUAUAUUAUAUUGUUUGUAAAGUGAAGUUUGAAACAGGAGCGAAAAGGUAGAUAGUCACUCAGCUUCUCGAGAGAUCGCCAAAGACGCGGCGCCGGCAGCAAGUUCUGCGGCGAUGGGGCACAAGUACACGCCGACGUACUACUCGGGCCUGCAGGACACCAUCGCGUCGCUCUGCAAGUCCAUCCUGCCCUCCUUCCGCGUGGGCCGGCGGCUCACCUCCGACCAGGCCGCGGCGCGGCGCCACGCCGAGCAGCUCAAGUGGCAGCAGGAGUCCUUCCACCGCAUCCUCCACCUUGCCGCGCUCCACCGCGAGGGCAUCGUCCCGGCCCACGACGUCGCCGCCUUCCGCGGCACCAUGCUCGCGGCGCUCGUCGCGCCGCCGCCGCAGCACCCCGAGCAGCCCGCGGUGCUCCGGGACAAGCUCCUCUUCCUCCAGGAGCUACUCUACGCCAAGUGCGUCUCCGCGGCGGAGUACAACGCGUCCAAGGCGCCCCUCGUGCGGCGGCUCGCCGCGUUCGGCGGCGGCGUCGUCGAGUGCCCCGAUGCCGAGGCCUCGGCCGAGGAGUGGUCGGAGAUCGACCUCCGUGACCCGCCUCCUCCCGCCGGCGCGGCGUCCUCCGACAAACCGAAGCACAAGGCCUUCAUCACGCCGUGGGAGAGCAGAUCCAGGAAGGAUCAGGACGCGAACCGCAGCGCAUCAAGGCCGCCGCUGGCCCCGGUGGAUCAUAACAACGCCAACAACGCGUCGGUCCUCAUGCCCGAGUAUUCUCCGUCGGAAGCGGUGCCCUGCAGGAAGGCGGAGAAGGGGAGGAGGAGGCAUCUGGCGGGGAUGUUCCACAGUGGCGGCAAUGGCACCGAGAACAAGGAGCCUGCGGGGGAGGAAGGGGGGGUCGACGAGAAAGCGACGGUGAAAUGUAAGAAGAAAAGCUCGUGGGGAUUCGAUGGCAUCAAGAAGUGGAAGAAAGCUGGCGCCUGUAAUAACAAUGGCGAGGCGGCAGCCACCGGUGAGCAGCCGCAGCGUACUCCUCCGCGCUCAUCGUACAGCGAGUGCCAAUUGGAGGCGAGCCCCAUGGCUGCAUCUGGCCCGGAUGCCAAGAGGGCCAAGACGAGGCUGCACUCCAGCACGGAUGAUGACUGCUUCUGAGCUGCUGCGUGAUAAGGUAGUGUGAAUUAGUGACUCCUCUCAUCAUGUAUAAGUUGGUUAAGUUACGAUUUUCAUCUGGAAUUACUGAAGUGAAGGUCCUGGUGGAAAACACAAAGAAAGAACUCUGUUAUUGGUCAUUUUUUUUUAUAUAUUCUGUUUCCCAAAGAUGGAUGGCUCUUGGAUUUGCAGGAAUCAGCAGAUCGAGGCCAUCUCAACAAAGCUUCAGGUGGACAAGUCUGACCUCAAGCCCUUCUUGCCAAAGUAGAUCACUGGAUCAUCCAUCAUUCAGAUUAGGCGCAUGAUUUCUCAUAAACGAGAUAGUGACACUUUUUAUGCUUUUGUUACUGGUAUAAUGGUAUUGUUGUACUUAGGUUCAAUUGUUACAUUGGACCAGGAGUUGCUGUUUAUGGCGUCAUUUGUAUGAUUGGAGCCUACUUCCCAUUGAUUCCUUGAAUGCACAUCAGCUUUUCUCUC